CAUUCCUACGCGCAGUCGCCCAGAACAGGUGGAAAAAAUCCCCUCAGAAGAUGGAUAAAUCCUACAGACGCGUCAACAAAAGAACAUAAAAAUGUGUCCACCAGAGAUCGCUUCUACUGCACAUCCCGCAACAGCGCGUUAAUCGCCGAAUAACGACCACAAAGCAGAGGACGAUGGUGUGAACCUCAAACGUGUCGAUCAUUAUGCCGCCAGUCCUCGUCGAACCGUAGCCACUGGUUGGUGGCAGGAUGUGUGCCGCCGGUCCGUGUUUCGAUUGGUACGCCGAUGCGGAGGGCGAUGUGUGUGAUAUGUUGCCGCUGAUCACGGUCAACGAUAAUAGCGUUAUCGCCACGGAGGUCACCUUUGAUGCGGGUGAGUUUCUACCGCCUGCCGGCGAGGAAUUACCGUACGCGACGGACUUUGCCCUGUACGGCGAUCAUCGUCAGCUGUUUGCGGAGAUUAGCGAAGAAAGCGGCGAGCCCCAAUCGCACGAAGAAACGGCAGUUUCGUUGGAAAGUGUUUUAACUUGCAACGGGUGUAACGUGCGGUUUCAAUGCAAAACACACCACACAAGGCAUCAGCUUUUGCAUCACGGGGAUGCGUUAGCUAGCACCAAGCAGUUCGCCAAAUGCCGGAUUCGAUGUCGGCAGUGUGGGGAACAAUUCCCAUUGGCACGGCAGCUCGCAGAUCAUCUUGCAGCCCAACAUCCUCAGUGCAGCGUGUGCGAAUUGUGUUUAGCAACAUUCCGUGAUCGUGCCUCACUCGAAUGGCAUCGGAACUACCAUCGCUCGAAGAACCAGCCUCCGAAAGUACGCUACAUCUGCGACGUCUGUCGAAAAGAAUGCAACAGUUCGAGUCAUCUGCAUCUACAUCGGAAGAUUCAUCUGGAGCACAAACCGUACCCCUGUACGUAUGGCUGUAAUCGUAGCUUCUCCUCGUCCGGCAACCGGCAGAAACAUGUCGCACGCAUGCAUACGCACGAAAAGAAGUUCCACUGCGCACAAUGCGGUGAAUCGUUUAUCUACGCACGACAGCUACACACCCAUCGGGAGCGGAAACACGCAGAACAUACCAAGAAUACCAACGGUCUUUUCAGAUGCGCUCGUUGCAAGGAUACUUUUGAUACGGAGGAUGCUUUUCGGCAGCAUCUAAAGACGAGUGGCUGCCUAGAGCUUCGUGCGUUUGAGUGUGUACUGUGCGCAAAACGCUUCAAGCAAAGCACCCAUCUGCGCAACCAUCUGCUCACUCACACGAACGGUGUACGGGCACACGGUUGUGAGCACUGUUCGAAGCGAUUUACACUUCUCGGCGAUCUAAAGGUACAUCGCCGCACGCACACUAAAGAGAAGCCGUUCCGAUGUAAUCUCUGCCCGGCUGGGUUCAUUGUGGGCAAGCAAUUAAAUAAGCAUCGUGCAAAGGUUCACGGAAUAGAGAGCACGCGUAAGGGAUGAGGAUAAGCCAGGGAUCUGGUCAUAAACAGAAGACAAUAAAACUGAACCUCACGUGUAGCAUGCUAAGCAGGAAUAGAAUGACCCAUAAUCGUACUGGAAUUGGAUCAGGCAGUUACAAACGCGCCGUCAAUUAAAUUCAAAGCAAUAUGACAAUAAAUCAUGAAUGUAGUUGAGCCACGUGAUUGUAUGAUCACAAUGUACAUCAAA
Molecule: messenger RNA, 1658 nt
Organism: Anopheles arabiensis
Lineage: Eukaryota; Metazoa; Arthropoda; Insecta; Diptera; Culicidae
Product: zinc finger protein 585B-like
Exons: 2
Coding region: 249-1451 (400 amino acids)
Source: RefSeq, a predicted model, not a curated record